AGAGCCUCAUCUCUUUCCAGUCUUCACACCUUUCAAAUAUAAAACCCUUCAUUCCCACCCAAAAAUCUACGCUCAACCUCACCUCUUCUACUCUUCUCCCCGGCGCACGUUAGCCACAAUCCCUUCUCUAGAGAGAGUUGGCAUAAUUGUAGAGGGAGAAUGGCGUCAGCGGCGAGGCUAGAUCUGGACGGAAACGCCAUCAAGCCCAUGACGAUUUGUAUGAUCGGCGCCGGAGGAUUCAUAGGAUCGCACCUCUGCGAGAAGCUUAUGGCCGAGACGAUGCAUAAGGUCUUGGCCGUUGACGUCUACAGUGACAAGAUCAAGCACCUUCUCGAGCCGGCUACGCAUCCUUGGUCCGAUCGCAUUCAGUUUCACCGCAUCAACAUCAAGCACGAUUCGAGGCUCGAAGGACUCAUCAAGAUGGCAGAUCUGACUAUCAAUCUGGCGGCGAUCUGUACUCCCGCGGACUACAAUACUCGUCCUCUCGAUACGAUUUACAGCAAUUUCAUUGAUGCCCUUCCAGUGGUGAAAUACUGUUCGGAGAACAACAAGCGUCUCAUUCACUUCUCGACUUGUGAAGUCUAUGGGAAAACGAUUGGGAGCUUUCUUCCCAAAGAUUCACCCCUCUGGCAGGAUCCCACUUACUAUGUCCUCAAAGAAGAUGCCUCCCCCUGCAUUUUUGGUCCGAUUGAGAAGCAGAGGUGGUCCUAUGCCUGUGCAAAGCAAUUGAUUGAGAGGUUGAUUUAUGCUGAGGGUGCCGAGAAUGACCUAGAGUUCACCAUUGUGAGGCCCUUUAACUGGAUUGGGCCCAGAAUGGAUUUUAUUCCUGGCAUUGAUGGUCCUAGCGAGGGCGUUCCAAGGGUUCUGGCAUGCUUCAGUAAUAACCUUCUUCGUCAUGAGCCACUCAAGCUUGUGGAUGGUGGCCAAUCCCAGAGAACCUUUGUUUACAUAAGGGAUGCUAUUGAAGCAGUCUUGUUGAUGAUUGAUAAUCCUGCCAGGGCUAAUGGUCACAUCUUCAAUGUGGGCAACCCCAACAAUGAGGUUACUGUUAGGCAGCUUGCAGAAAUGAUGACUGAGGUUUAUGCAAAGGUAAGUGGGGAACCUUCUUUGGAGGUACCAACUGUGGAUGUAAGCUCCAAAGAAUUCUAUGGUGAGGGAUAUGAUGACAGUGACAAGAGAAUUCCAGACAUGACCAUAAUCAAUAAACAACUUGGUUGGAACCCUAAGACAUCGCUCUGGGAUUUGCUUGAGUCAACCCUCACCUAUCAACACAGGACAUAUGCUGAGGCUAUUAAGCAGGCCAUUGCGAAACCAGUUGCAUCUUGAGAAGGGAAUUCUCACUUGGGGGUGUGGUUGGUCAGUAAGGUGUCCAAUUCUUUGUAAGGAAGCAUUCGAUGUGUCUAAAUGAUUGAUUUUCAUAUACGCUACAAUUUUCUUCUUUUUUGGGUCAUUUCAGGGUCGAUAGUCAAUAGUGCUCCCAGUUGCAGGAAUGUGGGCAUCUAGUAUCUAUUUUGAGAAAGUAGACUUUAUUAGGAAAUUAUUCAUUAUGUCACUGUAUGUUGUCAGUAGCUGGGCUACGAGUUACGACACAUUGGGGAAAUUAUACAAGGAAAGCCUGUUUUCUGUUUCUCAAGGAGUUUGCUUCGUCAUUACUCCAUUUUGUCUCUCCAAGGGUGUGCUGUAUUAUUUAUUUUGUUUGACCA
Messenger RNA from Vitis riparia (riverbank grape), 1703 nucleotides. RefSeq names its product UDP-D-apiose/UDP-D-xylose synthase 2-like. NCBI's taxonomy places the organism in Eukaryota, Viridiplantae, Streptophyta, Magnoliopsida, Vitales, Vitaceae. Gene Ontology annotation, molecular function: carboxy-lyase activity. The record is from RefSeq and is a predicted model, not a curated record. The transcript has 9 exons. Bases 160 to 1326 code for a protein of 388 amino acids.